Prionailurus viverrinus (fishing cat) is the source of this 5541-nucleotide messenger RNA. Its product is annotated as translation initiation factor IF-2-like. Lineage: Eukaryota; Metazoa; Chordata; Mammalia; Carnivora; Felidae. The transcript is spliced from 7 exons. Bases 1 to 1359 code for a protein of 452 amino acids. The record is from RefSeq and is a predicted model, not a curated record.
AUGUCAUUUGAGAUAGCGGCCCGUGUGGCCUCCCACAGGCCCUGCCCACAGCGAGACCGGUUUCCGUCCCGGCACUUCCAGGACACUUCCCGCUCGUGGAGGAAGCCCGUGCUUGGACUCCGCGCGCCGCCGCGGCUCCGGCAGGCUUUCCGUGCCCCAGAGCCCCCUUCGCACACCCGGUCCGUGUUCCCCUCGCCCUUCGUGGUGCUGGCGGUCCGCAUCUGGAGCGGGUGCCGGCUGCACCUGUUGGAGCGUCCCCGAGGCGGGGCUGCCCGGAUGGCGGUCCUCUUGACGGAGAACGACGGCAGCCAGAGCGCUGUCACGCUCCACCCGGCCGCCACGGGGAGCAGUUCCCCAUGUUCUCUACGAAGAGACGAUGGACUGGCUGGAUGGCGGGAGCACGUGACGAGGGCUGCAAGCUCCGGCUCGCGAACUGACCGGCACGGGCACGGGGACCGAGGGAGACCAGAGGAAGAGGAGUGCGCAGGAGCCGGAUGUGAGCCGCGCGGGCCCCGCCCCUUCCCGGAGGGAGGGGUCCUCCCUUUCGCCCCGCCCACUCCGAGUGGCCCGUGCUGCGCCUGCGCACUGGGCCGGCCGGCACGUUGGGUUUCGUACCCUGGUCGGGGCCGCUGCCGCUGUCUCCGCCCUCGUCCCCCGCCGGUAGUCGGCGCCGCGGUGACGCCUCCUACCCGUGGUGUUGACCCCCGCCCCGGUGACGCCCCCUCCCUUGGUGGCGACCCCGUCCUGGUGACGACCCCUCCCGUGGUGGCGACCCCCUCGGGUGACGCCCCCUCCCGUGGCGGUGACCCCCGCCCCGGUGAGGAUCCCCUCCCCGUGACUGCGCCCCUCCCUCCCGGGGCCACCGGCUGUCUUGGGGCCUGUCCUGCCCACUGGGCCCACCCGGGGGAUGCCGUGGUCACGAAGGCGGUUUUCCGCGGGGAGCCUUGUCCACUGCGGUUUUCCCGAAGGUGGGAAACUCGACCGCAUAAUCUGCGGUCGUGGGGACCGGUUCGCGCCCUCCCUGAAGAAGGAAAAAACGCUUUGGCCCAAGGGCCGCGUGAACCGUCCUUCCUCAGAGAGCGGGCGCGGCGGGAGGCUCGCGUGCCCCUCUCGGUGCUCCAGGCCCCGGGUGUCCGGUGCGCAAGGGGGCGCACUGCGGGGGCUCCAGACCACGCUCCCACGCUCCCGCGGGUCAGCGCUCCCGGGGGUCACCCUCCCGCCGGGCAGGACCCUAGGGCCUCACACCUGACCUGCUUUCCCGGGGGCCCUGGGGUCCCAGCACUGCUUGCGCGCUGUCGCACACGCCUUUCUGUGCCCUGCGAGGCUGAGAGCCGUGCGCUUUGUUCCUUUAUAUUAUGAGUCUCCAUCCAGCGUUCACAUCACAGGCACAGACCGAAUAGAGUUUUCCCCGUAAAGAUACGUAACAGGGGCGCCUGGGUGGCUCAGUUAAGCAACUGGGCUCUUGAUCUCAGCUCAGGUCCCGGUCUCAGGGUCACGAGUUCAAGCACCUCGUUGGGCUCCUCGGGUAGGUAUGAGGCCUACAUAAAAAACAAACAAACAAACAAAUACAGGAAAGAUAAUGGGAUGCUGGGUACUUCUGGGCGAGACUGUCCGCACACCUGAGCCUGUGGAUACAAACCGAAGUGACCCAAUCGUAAUACCAAAACUGAAAUAGAAAUGGCCAUUGUAACAGUUUGAUCGUGAUUUUCAGGAACGACCCCUUAAGCACUGUGAGGUACCCCACAUUCAACCAGAAGAACAAAGUGCUUUAAGGUGGUUGUUGGUCCCCAAAGGCUGUGGCGCCUCCCACUGUGGGCGGCGAGUGUGGAAGGCCUGUGCUCAGCUUCCUUGCAGGAGAAGAGCAGCCCGGCUGUGUUACCCCGCGUGUCUCACUGCAGCUGCCCCAGAAGUGAUACAUUCAUUUCUGGAUUCUUUUUUAACUACUUUUAAUCUCAACUUUGAUUUGCCAAAGUCAUUUUGUGUGUGUGUCUUAGAAUGAAGCAUAUUUUAUUUUAUUUUAUUUUAUGUAUUUAUUCUUAGAGAGAGACAGAGAGCAAGCAUGAGCAGGGGAGGGGCCGAGCACAGAAUCCAAAGCAGGGUCCAGGCUCCGAGCUGUCAGCCCAGAGCCCGACGCGGGGCUCGAACCCACAAGCCGUGAGAUCAUGACCUGAGCCGAAGUCAGACGUUUAGCCGACUGAGCCACCCAGGCACCCCUGAUGGAGCGUAUUUUUAAGUGAGAUUUUAAAUGUUGUGAAACACGUCCUCAUAACAAGAUUCCAAGCAACACGGAAAAAUCAGGGUUCCUCCCUGUGCUCUGUCCUGCCCCAUCCUCCCACCUCCUCCCCUGCUUUUUCUUCUGACUUAGCAGUACGUGUGUAACGUCUGUCCAAGUCAGGACAUGGAUAAACAGCAGUCCACGGCAAGGGGGCACCGUCCUUCUCGCUCAGUCCCCGCUGCUGGGGUUUCAUCUGGGGCCUGGCCGGGGCCACGCCAGUCUCUCGUGGACGGGAUCCCGUCAGCGGCAGCUGCGCUGGGACCAUGGGUCACAGGACGUCCUCAGCCGCACGAACCGGUUUCUGUUCUUGUAUUUCCCCGAGUGAAGUGCUGUUGGACUCGGGGCCAAUUUGCUCUCCAGGGUGCGUUCCGUGCGAAGACCCCGGACAAGAAGCAGUUAACUGCUCUGGAAAGACUCUUCCCUUUGCCUAACUCUGAGAAGUACGCCGUGUCAGACGCGCAGGUUCGCUCAGGUCACGAUGUGUUUCCGAGGCGUGGACAACUCGCAGUGUGUGCGCACGCGUGGUCCCCCCCUCCCCGGCUGCCCCGUGGGCGCACUCGGGUGCCCGCGGGUGAGCGGGUGAGCCCGCCUGGCUCCCAGCAGGGCCGCAGCACAGCUCCAGGGCGGGCUUUCCGUCUCUGCAGCCCCCUGUUGUUCCAGAACAGCGUGUCGCCCGAAACCACCAGGUGGCAACUCACUUCUGUCUCCUCUUUGGUGAGGUCCGGCCGCCGUCUGGGUGUGAAAUGCAGGUUUUGCUCAACUUUGAGAAACCGUCUUUUCCCCUUUUCCCCCUCCCUUCCCUUCCCACAUUUCCCCCCCAGGUACUCCCGUUGCUAUAGCAACCCAGCUUCUGCCAAGUCUUUCUGCUGCUUUUCAUCCCAGCAGCAACAGGUGCUUCUCGGUGCCCCCCCCCCGCCCAGCCUGCCCCCCGCUCAGAUUGGGGAUCCGCUGAAGCCCGGUGCUUUCCAGGAGUCCGUGCUCUGAGGUGAAGCGGGGCGUCUGGAGGGCACUCCGUGGGAGUCCUGUCACAGAGGCUCAGUCCUGAGCACCAUACGCACGGCUCCCAACAGGGUGUUUUCCUUGCACAACAACAGGGCUCUCAGCGCCUGGCAGCUUUGUGCAGCUUCCCCGCUGUCGGGAGACCCUCCGCGGCGGGUUUGUGUUCAACCCAGGACUCGGCCGGGGACCGCAGGGGCCACAGGUGGGGGGGUUAUAAAACCCAGAUCCCUUGGACUUUUCUUCUGCUAUUCACGAAUCGCCAAGUUGUCUGUGCGUGAGAAACGGCUCAUCUCUGCCGUCAGACCCUCCGCCCUGUCUUUUCAGAUCUUGGAUGACCGUGUGCGAAAACCUGGAGCUUUAUUUGCUUCCAAAACGUUUGUGAUGCUCUCGUGUUUUACUCUGAUGGCUUUUCUAAGCACCAGACGCGGUGUUGACAUCAGGUUUUGUGUGGGGUUUUUUUGUAAUGUUUGUUUAUUUUUGAGAGACAGCGCAAGCGUGAGUGGGGGAGGGGCAGAGAGAGAGGGAGACGCAGAGUCCGAAGCAGGUUUCAGGCUCCGAGCCGUCCGCACAGAGCCCGACGUGGGGCUCGAACUCGCGAACCACGAGAUCACGACCUGAGCCCAAGUCAGCGCGCAACUGACCGGAGCCCCAGGCGCCCCAACAUCAGUGUUUUUGACGUUUUACUCUCACACUUGGCGGAUAGCGACACUUCUUGCGCAGACGCUGCUUCUAAAGCCUCGCCCGGUGAGUCCGUCUUCAGCAAACGAUCGACCGUCACAAAACCAACGAUAAGAGUUUUUUGUCCUUUUUGGCAAGUUCAGAAGCUAAUGUGGAGUUUUUCUGGAAUUUGUACUCCAUCGGCUGGUAGAUCCAAGCUGUGAAGUCUUGUUCUUUGUUACAGACGUGGACGUGGCCGUAGGCAGAGGUCCCUGGGAGUCCGUAUGAAAUGUGUCAGCACGCGUUCCCCUUGAACGGUCUGUCUUGUAGCCGCACACCCAGGGGCCCCAGGACCUGGGCGUGCGACUCCCCCCUGGUGCUAACAGGGGUGCCCCGGCUCACCCGCAGGAAGCAGACCGGCCUUUUGUCCUCUUCAGUUCAUCAGGUGUGGACAGGUGACUUCUGCGGGCUGGGGCCAGGGCGCCCUGUUUCAGUGAUAAUCAGAACCUGCUCGUUCUUACUGAGGGGGCGUCGGUUUAACACCAUCCUGAUCACUUCGGCCCGUGGGUUCGCUGCAGCGACAGACGCGAUGAACACGUUGUCUGGAAGGCCGCACGAGCACACAGAGUGGCACUACGUGGGCCGGCCGGGGGGGCCCAGGCACUGGCGCCCAGCUCUGCGUCGGUCAGCGCACCCACCGAGCAAACCUGCGGCCGACUACCGCUCCCCUGUCACACCCGCGGGCUGGGGAGUUGGACCCUUCUGCGACAGGCACCCGGGCCACGGCAGGUCUGCUCUAACGGAGGCUCCUCCCAGGGGCUGUCGUCUAGACGGGCAUGGGCUCCCCGCCCGGCCACCGCUCUGUCAUCACAGCAGCCUGCGCUUCUGAUGACAGCGUGAGCAUCGAACCCGGAGCCUGGCCGGCCGUCUUGUGCUGUGAUUGGCACGGGUGACACAGAGCCUCCUGAGACCACGGCAGGCGGCCAGCCACCUGGGGACGGGCCUCCAGCCCUGGGGGACUUCCGGAGCUGCUCCCCGAGGCUGGUGCCGACGGCCCCCCGGCAGGCGGUGGGACUGGGGCUGCUCCAGACUCUGCCAGACGUGAACUGGGUUUUGGCAGUGGUGCCUUCGUGCCUCGUUUGUUUCCUGGGCCACGUGUGCCGGCUCGUGAUGCUCGUGCUUAGAGUGUAUCCUGCGGUCGGUUAAAAGCCAGACUGAAGAGAACCCUCGUGUACUUUCCUACCUCUCUCCGUGGAAGCGUUCUUAUUUUCUCUAGAACGAUGUUUCUAAUGCUGUUUCCGCAGUUCACGUGGUGUCAGGAUGCUGUGAGGUAGGGGUGCGGCUCCAGAACCCUCCGCUCUGGCUGUGGGCACACCGCUUCCGGAGUUUGCUUUGCGGGUUGGGUGCCGUGAGGCCGGUCGGGCGCUCAGCUCAGUCCUGGCGUUGACCAGCAAGCCGCUGGCCGGUGUGUGAGCCAGGUCCCCCGGGAGGCUGGGGGCGCCUUCCGGGAUCAGCGCCCGUCCACAGAGGCGCAGCGGGGAAGACACACGGGAGCUGUGGAUGGUUUGGCCGCCUGGACGGGAGGGCCGCGUGGUGGCAGAGAACGGAGA